Messenger RNA from Ilex paraguariensis (yerba mate), 670 nucleotides. The record is from the annotation of a GenBank genome assembly. NCBI's taxonomy places the organism in Eukaryota, Viridiplantae, Streptophyta, Magnoliopsida, Aquifoliales, Aquifoliaceae.
AUGCGAGAUGUGCUGUGGCAUUUGAUUCACCUUUUUCCCUUUCUUGGUUCAGUUUCAACCUUUGGAGCUGUUCUGGACAUGGUGACAGAUAGGAUUAGCACUGCUGGUCUACUGGUGAUUCUCUCCCAAGUUUAUAGGCCUGGCUUCACUUUCUUGUCAUUGCUUGCUUUGGAUAUUGCCAGCCAUUGGCUGCAAAUGUAUAGUACUUUCUUGGUAGGUAAAUCUACACAUAAGGAUGUAAAAGACAGCACUAAUUGGCUGUUCAAGGCAUACUAUGGAAACCGGAUAUUUAUGGGUUAUUGUUGUAUAGCCUGUGAGGUUCUUUACCUAACCUUAUUUCUUCUUGCUAAGAACCAGACUGAAAGUAUGACCAAUGUUUUAAUGGAUGCUGCAAAACAAAGUUUAGUUUAUUCUACUCUACUAGCUUUACUUCUGUUUGGAUGGGCAAUCAAGCAAAUUGUCAACAUUAUACAGAUGAAGACAGCUGCUGAUGCAUGUGUGCUGUAUGACAUCAACAAAAAGCGGAAGCAGUAAUGUGCUGAUUGCAAAGCUCCCUGCUCCAACGUGUUUAAGAGAAAUGCUUCAUAUAUUCUAACUUCCUAGUCCCUUUAACUCUCGACUGUUUAAAGAUAGAAAAAUGUUUGAUGAAGCAUCGGAGUCUUAAAUCAUU